CCAGAGCAUCCCGGACCUUCAUUUUUGAGGUCAUUACCAAAGACUCAUUCCCCUUUUCUUAAAACAUGAGCAGAAGCAUCUCAACACUCGCUGACAAAGAAAAAAAUGUUCGAAUAAUUAGAGGCGAUAAACCAAUAUCUAGUUGAGAUCGCCGCAACCGGUAGGGGCGUUUCCGUCCCCCCUGCCAUUUGUUCUCAAAGAUCUGGACCUACCUCAAGCGCUUCUGCUCCUCCACAUCAUGAUAAUAAGCCAUCUUACUGACCCACUGACGUAUUUCGCUUAAGACCUCGUGCCCUUCAUUCGUUUUCGAAUAUCUGAACGAGACUUUUGAGUACCCAAACAUUGCAAGCUUUUCAACUAGGUAAAGAGGCAAGUCAAAGUGUCCCCGUUAUUUUUUUUAACUGUUUUCUUACCAUUCUAAACAAAACAACUCUUCACUUGCGUCUUCUCUCUGACUUUUGCUCAGUCGUGAAUGAUUCUUAAUUGUGUUUGAGAAAAAUUUGCCAUCUUAGGAGAUUUUGUUUUAAGCAAGGGAUAUUUCUUUCUUUAUUAUUAUAGUGUUACCCAAUUUAUAAUAUAAAUUGAGUGCUAUUAUAGUGUUUUUGCUUUUAAAAAAAACAACAUGCAUCGUAUUGACCGUCCAGCGGCUUUUACUACAUGGACUUAUAAACAAGCUGGGCAUGCUAUUAUCGACCGAGGUAAUAGAAUUCGCCCUGAAAGACAUAGUAGAAAAAAUAUCCAAAAAAUGACUUGGAGAACCAAUGACUGGGCAAAAGGAUAUGGUGAUGACGUCGAAAGCAGGGUUGGUAGUAUGACAAUUGCUGAUGUAAGCCCUGGUGUAGCGAUUCGAAGAGUUCUGCUGCUAUACGAGAAUCAGCAUUAUAGAGAAGCUGCAAAUUUCAUCAAUAGGUUAAACUAUAGUACAUUCAAAGCAAUCCUCGGUGAGCUACCGGUUGAACUAUUCGUGGAUAAUAUUCCUCAUACCCUUGGUAUUCUAGAAGCUUUAUAUGCUAGAGUAUUUCUUGCAGAUAGUCUUGAGAUACCUCUUAAACUCUUGCGUCCUGAUAGUGUAGUAAUGCAGAUGGUUAAAGUAUUUGCUUUGCAGCAAGAAGAAUCCCCAAUGAAUAUGCUAACACUUGAUGUGAAUCAUCCUAUUGUGGCUUCUUGCAAGAAGUUAUUGAAGGUAAUUGUUUUAUCAGAGCCAAGGAUGAGAAAAUUGAUCAGCACCAGGAAAAAAUCAUUAGAAAAGUCCAUUAAAGGCCUUGGUCAACAUGGUAUGGUCGGAACUUCAGGAAAUACUUUGAUGAAUUUACACGAGGCUCUAAAGCUGGAAUUCGAAAGAGUAAUCCAUCGUUAUAAGUGUGCUGUUCAGAAGCUGGAUGAGUUAAGCCUAGCUUCCAAACAACCAAUCACAACAUCCUUGUCACAUGGACCAGCCCCUAUAAAGGCGAGCCAUCAAAGGCAACUCAGCUUACAUCAAGAAGAAAUACAAGAAAGGCUUAUAAAAAAUAAGACACUUCUUAAUGUAAUUGAACCUACUUUGAAUAAUCAGUCUAUGAAUACGUUGCUAGCUAUCCUACAGAAAAGGAUUGAGAUGGAUAAAGAUGCAUUAUUCCAGUUUACCCAGCUUCGCAAAGAAGUAAAAGAUGUCAGCCCAAAUGCAGUUGUAGCAUCAGCUCUCAUGAGAUUUUCUCAGGGAUGUCAGCAAAUACUAGAUCUGAUUAAAGAGUUUGGCGAUGAUGAUGACAGCUGCACUGAUAUAUCUGGUUACCAUAGUGAUUCUGAUUCUGCUAUUGCUAUGAGUGCAUCAUCACUAGCAAGCUCUACAACAAACCGUGCUCACAAGUACAACUUGCUUUAUAGAUCAGGUAAGCUGAAAUUUGAUGAUCAUUUUUAG
Messenger RNA from Parasteatoda tepidariorum (common house spider), 1897 nucleotides. NCBI's taxonomy places the organism in Eukaryota, Metazoa, Arthropoda, Arachnida, Araneae, Theridiidae. The record is from RefSeq and is a predicted model, not a curated record.